Molecule: messenger RNA, 3144 nt
Organism: Gossypium raimondii (Peruvian cotton)
Lineage: Eukaryota; Viridiplantae; Streptophyta; Magnoliopsida; Malvales; Malvaceae
Product: eukaryotic translation initiation factor
Exons: 9
Coding region: 208-2553 (781 amino acids)
Cellular component (GO): eukaryotic translation initiation factor 4F complex
Molecular function (GO): protein binding; mRNA binding; translation initiation factor activity
Source: RefSeq, a predicted model, not a curated record
CCUUUUGGUUCUUAAAAAGAGAAAGAAAGAAAAUCACUUUCAUCGCUUCUCUCUCUAGAAUCCAUUUUUAAAAAAAAAUAUUAUUAUCUUUCUAUUUGUAUUCAGAUUCAGCGUUUUACAAAUCCUCGAUUUAUCUGUUUUUUUUUUCUAAAUUUUUGUUGUAAUCCGACGGUGGAGAUUGAAUCUCACGUGAAAAAAGAUCGAGGUAUGCAGCAAGGUGAUCAGACGGUGUUGAGCUUAAGGCCUGGUGGUGGUCGAGGGGGCAGACUCUUCGGUGGUCCUUCAUCAUCAUCGUCGUCGUCGUCGUCUUCUUCCCUAGCCUUUGGUUCUGUUUCUUCUGAUCUUCUUCUCUUUCGUCCUCAUGGCGGUGCUUCCCCUUUCUCUAUUAAGGCUGGAGACUCACGAUUCGAGGGUCGUGAACGUGUGCGGUACACUAGGGACCAGCUUCUACAGCUUAGGGAGGCGGUAGAAGUUAUUGAUGAGAUUCUUAAAAUCAAAGGAGAAAUCAAGUUGGAGCUCUUUGGUGAAGAUCAAAACAGGGGUCGUGCUGAAAGCAUUCCAUCAUCAAAUCAGAGUCAGAAUCGUUACUCUGAACCUGAUAAUCGUGAUUGGCGUAACCGUUCAGCACAGUUUCCUUCUUCUGGAGAGGAGAGGUCCUGGGAAGCUCUUCGGGACAGAGAAUCUGGAAACCGAUAUGACUUUAGACAACCCGAAGCUAAUCAAUUUAAUCGUCAUGAUCAACUCAAUUCUCAGUUCUCAAAGGCCUCUUAUGAUCAAAGGGGAGGACCAACUCCAACUUUGAUCAAGGCUGAGGUACCAUGGUCAGCUAGAAGGGGAAACCUUUCAGAGAAGGAGCGUGUUCUAAAGACUGUAAAAGGGAUAUUGAACAAGCUUACUCCAGAGAAGUAUGACCUUCUUAAGGGUCAACUUAUUGAUUCUGGUAUCACAUCAGCUGAUAUCUUGAAGGAGGUUAUUUCUAUAAUAUUUGACAAGGCUGUUUUGGAACCCACGUUUUGCCCUAUGUAUGCUCGAUUUUGUGCUGAUCUUAACGAUAAGCUUCCCUCAUUCCCACCCGAAGAACCUGGUGGAAAAGAAAUAACAUUCAAGCGAGUCCUCUUGAAUAACUGCCAAGAAGCAUUUGAGGGAGCUGACAAGCUCAGGGAAGAAGUGAGGCUGAUGACUGCCCCUGAGCAAGAGAUGGAGCGUAGGGAUAAAGAAAGGAUGGUCAAGCUUCGUACCCUUGGUAACAUUCGUUUAAUUGGUGAGCUUUUGAAGCAGAAAAUGGUACCUGAAAAGAUAGUCCAUCACAUUGUACAGGAACUUUUGGGGCCCGAUACUAAAGCUUGCCCUGCAGAGGAGAAUGUUGAAGCCAUCUGUCAGUUCUUCAACACUAUUGGAAAGCAGCUUGAUGAGAGCCCAAAAUCACGGCGCAUAAAUGAUUCGUACUUCAGCAGACUGAAGGAAUUGACUGCAAAUCCUCAACUAGCACCAAGACUGAGAUUUAUGGUUCGUGAUGUUCUUGAUCUUCGCGCAAACAACUGGGUCCCCAGGCGUGAAGAGGUGAAAGCCAAAACAAUUACUGAAAUCCAUUCCGAGGCUGAAAAAAAUCUCGGGUUACGUCCAGGUGCUACUGCAAGCAUUAGAAAUAGUCCUGUUUCUGGUGGUCCUAUAAGUCCUGGUACCUGGGGUAUGAUGCCUGGAAUGCCGGGAACUCGAAGAAUGCCUGGUAUGCCUGGAAUAGACAAUGAUAAUUGGGAAGUCCCUAGGACCCGAUCAAUGCCAAGGGGAGAUAAAUCUGGAGGACAUAUCCCGUCACCAUUAGUCGAUAAAUCAUCUUUAAUGAAUCCAAGGCUGUUGCCUCAAGGCAGUGCUGGCCUAAUGACUGGUAGGACAAGUGCCCUGUUACAGGGAAGUUCGACUCCUCCUGCUCAGCCAUCCAACUCUCUUUUGGGUGCUGAGCCUCCAGCCCAACCUACCAGAACUGUGCCUGUGGCUGCUGUUUCUCCCGUUGUGGAGAAACCACUAGAUCCGGCUGCUAAACUAAAUACAGACGAGCUUUGGAGGAAAACACAGGCACUGUUAGAGGAAUAUUUCAGUGUUAGGCUGCUUGAUGAAGCAUUACAAUGCGUGGAAGAACUAAAAUCUCCGUUGUACCACCCUGAGUUUGUGAAAGAAGCUAUCUCGAUUGCCUUGGAGAAAAGCCCACCUUGUGUUGAACCAGUUUCGAAGCUUCUAGAAUACUUGUUUAUUAAGAAAGUUCUUACAGCUACAGACCUAGGGACCGGAUGCUUGCUCUACGGUGCCUUAUUGGAUGAUAUCGGCAUUGAUUUACCCAAAGCACCGAACAACUUCGGAGAAAUAAUUGGGACUCUCGUUUUGGUUGGGGGAUUAGAUAUUAAAGUGUUGAAAGAAGUUCUUAAGAAGAUGGAAGACGACCUAUACAAGAAAGCUGUAUUUAAUGCAACAAUGAGGAUCAUUAGCUCAAAUCCUUCAGGACAAGCCAUAUUGGAUGCACAGGCAUCCGAGGUCGAGGCCAGUCAGAAUCUACUCUAAUGUCUCGAUACAAUGAACUUCCACUUAUCUCCACUUCAACACAACAUUGUCCACGGAUUUCCCCCUGUUUUUGAGGCCAGCAACUUGUAUUCUGAAGUGGAACUGCACAAGGACAGGUAAAGUUCUUAUCGAGUUGUACAUUUCUCCGAGGUCAUAGCGUAUUAUUAAAGAAACAAAAAAGAAGGAACGAACCGUAAUGCCACAGAAUUUUCGCUCGGCCUCAGAUCUAGCUAAUAUAUGCCAAAAAAGUAGUGAAGGGAAGAAUGGAUACCCCUUUUAAGGAAUCUAGUUGUUUUGUAUUUGAUUAGUUUUUCUUUUUAAGUUUGGUUGACUUAAGAACUCAGUCCCAUAAAUCUCCUUAAACCACUGAAUUUUCCUGGUUUUUUUUUUUUUCUUGGCAUAUGAUGUUUCAUUUUUUCACAGUUUGGGAAUCAAUGCAUUCACUGAAUCCAUGACUUAGGGACCUAAAGGUUCAUGUAUUUGUUUUGUGUUUUUGAGAUAUUUUUAUGUUUAUGUGAAAUUUUGAUACGUUAAUAAUUUGUAUUAUAUAAAUUUUGAGAUAUUCAUGGUAUUCGAAAUGUUAUUUUCUCA